AUGUACGUCUAUGUGAUAAACUAUGUCGGCUUCUACAAGAUUGGAUCUGGCCUUCAAGAGACGGUUUUAGGGCGACUGUAUGCUUCGAACAGUUCUAUUAAAGCGACGAGAAAUUGCUUAUUAACGUUCUGUAAUGGUUCUUUGUAUCUACGACGGGGGCAGUCGUCAUGUAUUUCAGUGAUCGACAUUGAUUCGAGAAAUUGCUUAUUAACGUUCUGUAAUGGUUCUUUGUAUCUACGACGGGGGCAGUCGUCAUGUAUUUCAGUGAUCGACAUUGAUUCGUUAAGAGACAUCGGAGAGGUUAUACUGCCGACAGACUGCGUGCAAACCGCCUUGUUUUCGGAUGGUACGUCUUUCUAUCACGCUUCCGUUACCUCACAGUCAACUCUUCACUUAGUGCCUCUAAAUGAUUCAUUCGUGCCGAUUGCUGAACCUAAGUCCCGUCAUGCGGUUCGUCUCACUGAUGUCUCCUUCUGUUGUAUGGGUGACACGAAAUCGUUGCCAUUUCAACUGCCGAUGACCAUACCGAAGUAUUUACAUAGUAAGCGAUCAAGCUGCAGAUCUGCAUCUUGGCAAGGAUAUAGCCUUCCUACAAUCAAGAUCGGGAAAAAUUUAUUACGCCGGAAAUGGAAUCAAGAAACCGGGACGACAUGGAUGGAACUGGUGUUGCCGGAAAGUAUUGUUCAAAUGUCCGUCGGUGCUGAAUACGUGCUGUUCCGAGCCGGUAGUGGUCAUGCUUGGAUUGCAGGCGGCGAUGAUGGACGUAGAGCCGGGAAAUUGAGGCGGCUGACAACGAUCAAUAGGCGAAAAACCCAGUCGAUCAGCAGCGCCGCUGGUAGCUACGGUUAUGUUACCGACAAUGGACGAGUGUACGUUGGUGGACGACAUGGAAUGAGCGUGUAUCCAGAGACAGGUCAAGUUCUUGGUUUGGAUGGAACGCACAUGUCGUCUCUUGCGCUCGGAAAGACGCAUGCAGUAGCGAUAUCGAAGCAAGGCUACGUCUACACUUGGGGAUUGAAUAAUCUGAACCAGUGUGGAAGGGUUGAGCAAGCACCAGUCUCGUCAGUGUCAUCUCGACGCCGUGGAUCAGUCGUGGUUUGCGAACCGUCUGAACAUCUUUUCGUUAAGGAUAUUCCAUCAUACUGUACGCAGUGCGGUUUGUGUUCUGCACGUGGCUCAGCUUGCCCAAUACCGGCUUUCACCAGGAAGAUUGGAACGUGCACUUGUGGGCCGGGAGAAACUCCGUGCUUGAGGUGUGGGCUGUGUCGUUCAUGUGGUGAGUCCACACAACAACGCCCUGCAGGUGACACACCAACUCGCACGCACCUAGCGCCAGCUCGGGUUUCGAUUGUUAAGGCUCAACAGAAUGUGAAGGUCUCCUCUGUCAGUUGUGGCAAUUUCCAUACAAUCCUGCUAGCUGCCGACGGCACUGUGUUCUCAUUCGGUUCAAAUUGUCAUGGUCAGCUGGGAACGGGAGAUGUGAGCAGUAAGACUGAGCCGCAAAUGGUGAGUUAG
Molecule: messenger RNA, 1515 nt
Organism: Ostertagia ostertagi
Lineage: Eukaryota; Metazoa; Nematoda; Chromadorea; Rhabditida; Trichostrongylidae
Source: the annotation of a GenBank genome assembly